Molecule: messenger RNA, 1563 nt
Organism: Thermochaetoides thermophila DSM 1495
Lineage: Eukaryota; Fungi; Ascomycota; Sordariomycetes; Sordariales; Chaetomiaceae
Exons: 2
Coding region: 1-1563 (520 amino acids)
Biological process (GO): SNARE complex assembly
Cellular component (GO): lytic vacuole; endosome
Molecular function (GO): SNARE binding
Source: RefSeq, a predicted model, not a curated record
AUGAGGUGCGAUAUCUGUCAUCGCCCCCAUCACACCAAGAGGUUGCCAUUUCUGUGCGCAGUCGACGCGCGGAACCGCCUGUACGAGGGGCGACUCGAGUAUGCCAGGGCGCUGAUCCAGGCCGAGGAAGCCGAGAGCCGAGUAAACGAUGCUCUCGAGAAAGCUGCCGCUGCUCGGGAUCCAAAGUCGAAGCUGAAGAAGGAUGAGAAAGACGUUGCGGCGGCCCGGAUCGCCUGGCUCACCGCCGAAGAACAGGCUGCACUCGAACGGACAAGUCACAUCAUUGCCCAGGCCGACAAGCUACGGAGCGAGAUCGAGGCUGCGCGUAAGGAGAUUGCCGUCAAGAAGGACGCCAUCGCUCGUCGCAGGUCGGACCUAAUGGCUGUCACUGCGGGCACUGUGUCGAGACGUGCCCGGCAGCUGGACGAGGUCGAGCGGUCCACACAGAGACUGCGGUAUAAGUGGAAUCGGAUUGCCGAUGCCACGGCCAUAACAAGAGCAUUUUUGUGUGAAGAAGCUGCGAGAUUGUAUGGGCUGCGCCAAAUUGAGGAGGGCAGCGCUAAGCGGUACGAGAUUGGAGGCGUCGAGCUGUUUGAUCUCCAUACCAUGAAUGGGUUGUCGCCCGAACUGAUAUCGACCUCGCUUGCGCACGUAGCGCAUAUUCUGGUCCUCGCAUGCGAUUAUCUGGCCAUCCGGUUGCCGGCCGAGAUCACGUUACCACACAAAGACUAUCCGCGGCCGACCAUCUUCUCGCUCUCAUCGUCGUAUAAACAUGACAAAGUUAUUUUCCCAGGUUCAGCACUCGCGAUUCAGCAGUCAGCAGCCGCAGCAGCAGAGGACAAGCGGCUGCCGCGUCCGCGCCCCUUGUGGACUGAUAGACCGCUUCCGACGCUGGCGAAGGAUUAUCCUGACGUAUACUCGUAUUUUCUGGAAGGGGUUGCGCUGCUGGCGUAUGACAUCGCGUGGGUGUGCUGUUCUCAGGGCGUUUCCCUAGGUGACGGGGAUCCAUUCGAGGAGGUGUGUGCUAUCGGGAAGAAUCUCUGGCGCUUGCUCAUCGCUGGGAAACAUCACAAUGCACAUCAACCUCAUAAAAAUCGGCGACGCUCGCCCGAACCGGCUCCUUAUUCGCCUUUAUCUGGAAACAGUCCCAGGACCGAAGAUAUAGCGGGUGAAAUGGCAAACCCGAAGUCGUCGACAUCUACUCUUGGUCGUUGGUCUCAUGGAACAUGCCAUUCUUAUCUGGGGACUGCCGAGGGUAUGGAAUUCAUCAGGAGCUUCAAGCUGCUUUCGCCAUACAAGAUAUAUGAUAAGCUGAAACGACGGCUGUCGGCGGACGCGCCAUUGAUGGAUUGGGAGAGGAUUGAAGGCGAUGAACUUGAUGAUGGAUUCGAGGAUGGCAUGCUGGGCCGUAUUGAAGCUGGCGGCAACUCUGCUGGAAUGAAUGCGGGAAAUGGGCCGCCAGAUAUUCGUCUCGAUCGUGGUAAUGGCGGCGGCGGUAGUAGUCAUGGUGGUAUCGGCAUCCCUAAGGGUACUAGUGGCUGGACGAAGCUGAGAAAUCGGUAG